AUGUUGUUGGUUGAACUGUGUGAGAGAUUCACCUUUUUUGCCACUGUGUGCAACAUGAUUCUGUUCUGUACACUGAAGCUCGGGUACCAGUACCACCAGGCAGCUAUUGCCAACCUCUGCUUUGUAGGUGCCUCCACGUUAAUGCCUGUCCUUGUUGGUUGGGCUGCAGAGCUGAUUAAUGCAAGAACAAAAAUCAUCUACAUCUGCAUAUUCCUGCACUUCACAGGAACUGUCAUGCUGCCUGUAGUUGCAUUUCCUUUUGAAGAUUUUUACAUAGACAAGCAUCAUAUUGCUCACACCCUGGCCAAGAAACACCAGAUACUGCUAUUCUAUGCCGGAUUAAUAAUGGCAUCCAUUGGUACUGGAGGAAUUCGCUCCAUUGUCUGCCCAUUCAGCGCGUAUAACCUGCAAGGCUACAGACAGAAGGAAAUUAUGUCAUUCUUUAACUGGUUUUACUGGUUGGUGAAUGUGAAUUGCCUGGUUGUGUUUCUUGGGAUUUCUUACAUCCAGCAGUCAGUGGCAAAGAAUCUCGGAUUCCUUAUCCCCUUCAUUUCAGUAGUUAUGGCACUGAUCACCAUCCACAUGGUGCGUAACGAGCUCAUCUACAAGCCGGUGAAAGGUGGCUCUCUGCUCACUACGGCUGGCGUCUUCCUGAACGCGGUAAGAAUGUGCUGUGUUCACUAUCGUCAUGUUGGUGGCUGUGUCUCCUCCUGGCUGGAUCGUGCUAAGGAACAUAAUGGUGGUCGCUAUAGUGAAUACCAUGUGGAGAACACAAAGGCACUGAUGAAACUUCUGCCCCUCUUCACCCUUCAAAUUGUUUACCGAAUUUGUGUCACACAGGUCCCUGCUGGAUUUUUCAUUCAGUCAAUGAAUUCAAAUUUGAGUGUGAGCGGAGUUCUUUUGCCAAUCGCAGCAAUGAAAAUUGUUAGCAUUAUCCCGCUGAUAAUAAUGGCCCCCUGUCUAGAGAGUGCCAAUGCAUACCUGUCUUCCAGACGUGGCUGUGGACUUCGACCCUCGACAUCCAUUGGUAAGGAAAACACACUCAGGCUUCUCUGUGGUAACACAGGCAAAUAUUUAACCACUUGCCUACUGGGCACUUUUACCCCUUUGCUGCCCAGGGCAAUUUUCAGCAUUCAGCGCUGUUGCACUUUGAAUGACAAUUGUGCAGUCAUGUAA
This is a messenger RNA of Staurois parvus, 1176 nucleotides long. The record is from the annotation of a GenBank genome assembly. Lineage: Eukaryota; Metazoa; Chordata; Amphibia; Anura; Ranidae.